AUGGGUUGUGUAAACACUAAGAGCAGAAGCUAAUAGAGUAGUAGAUCAUCAUUCGAUAGUGAACCUAAAAACGUAAAAUAUUUGCCAUUCUCAAAUUAAUAUAAAAAUGGAAUACCUUAAUUAUAGAAUGUAAAAUUCAUAUUAAUAUGUAGAUUUCAGUUAGCACUAUCCUAUAAAGAAGAAAAAAACAUGGCAAUUAUUCUGUAUGA
This is a messenger RNA of Paramecium pentaurelia, 209 nucleotides long. The record is from the annotation of a GenBank genome assembly. Lineage: Eukaryota; Ciliophora; Oligohymenophorea; Peniculida; Parameciidae.